Molecule: messenger RNA, 6144 nt
Organism: Podarcis raffonei (Aeolian wall lizard)
Lineage: Eukaryota; Metazoa; Chordata; Lepidosauria; Squamata; Lacertidae
Gene: ELAVL3
Product: ELAV like RNA binding protein 3
Exons: 7
Coding region: 811-1914 (367 amino acids)
Cellular component (GO): ribonucleoprotein complex
Molecular function (GO): RNA binding
Source: RefSeq, a predicted model, not a curated record
CCACUGAGGGGCUGCGCGGGCGGCGGAACGAGCCCAGCUGCGGCGGCCGGGGCCCCCGACGGACUAGCGCCUUGCUCGCGGCCAAGGACAGGCCCCGAGGGGGGGCCCGGAGAAGAGAGCGCCCGCCCAUCCCCCUCUCCCCCCCUCACCAAAAUCCCCGGGUGUAAAUAGUCAAGGGCGUUUAAAGGACUAUUGUGUGAAUCUCCGCGAGUCGCUCGCCUCCCGUCCGUCCCUCCUCCGUUUCCCCCCUUUUUAAUUUCCCCCCUUAAAAAAAAAUAAUCCGCCCAUUUCUCUCUCUCUCGUUCUACUCCCCCCUCCCGCGUUCUUUUCUUUUUCUGUUUUCUCCGCUCCGUCCUCCUCUCCUUUUAACAUUCCUCACGGCUCCCUUCUCCGGGCUAAAUCCCGCUUCGACGCCCAUCCUUUCUCCUUUUCCUCUUCUUCCGUUCCUUCCCCGCCUCCCUUCUCCUCGCGAGGGAAGCUGUUUUUAUAAAAAGAAGGGUUUUUCUUCCCUCCGCUUCUCCCCCGCCCCUCCCGGGACAGCAAUUUAUCCUCGCUUCCUCCCUUCCCCCCACCUCACCCGGACGGUCCCCCCCCUUUAUUUUGUAUGCGCCACCGUCGCCGGGGGGUCCAACUCGCCAUCGAUCGGGAAGGCAAGGCGACCCCCGCCCCGCACCCGGGGCCAAUCCCUUCCGACCCGCCCCACCCGAGGAGGAGGAGGAGGAAGAAGAAGAAGGGGGCGAAGAAGCCCGAUUCUAGAGCCGUCCACGGAGCCGCCGCCGCCGCCCGGCAGGAUCCCGGCGCGCCCUAAGCAUGGUCACUCAGAUAAUCAGCACAAUGGAGACCCAAGUGUCCAAUGGUCCCACAAGCAACAGUUCCCUCCCCAAUGGGCCACUGAUUAGUGCCAACGGCGCCACUGAUGACUCCAAAACUAACCUCAUAGUCAACUACCUACCCCAGAACAUGACACAGGAAGAAUUCAAGAGCCUCUUUGGAAGUAUCGGAGAGAUUGAAUCCUGCAAGCUGGUUAGAGACAAAAUCACAGGACAGAGCUUAGGCUACGGCUUUGUCAAUUAUGUUGACUCCAACGAUGCUGAUAAAGCAAUCAACACGUUGAAUGGGCUCAAACUACAGACAAAAACAAUCAAGGUGUCCUACGCCCGGCCUAGCUCAGCUUCCAUCCGUGAUGCCAAUCUCUAUGUGAGCGGCCUACCCAAGACGAUGAGCCAGAAAGAGAUGGAGCAGCUGUUCUCGCAGUAUGGGCGCAUCAUCACCUCCCGCAUCCUUGUUGAUCAGGUCACAGGUGUCUCUAGAGGAGUCGGUUUCAUCCGCUUCGACAAGAGGAUAGAAGCUGAGGAGGCCAUCAAGGGGCUGAACGGGCAGAAGCCCCUGGGCGCCAGCGAACCCAUCACAGUCAAGUUUGCCAACAACCCCAGCCAGAAGACAGGACAAGCUUUGCUCACGCAUCUGUACCAGACCACAGCUCGACGGUACACGGGACCUUUGCACCACCAGACUCAGCGAUUCAGGCUCGACAAUUUGCUAAACAUGGCAUACGGCGUCAAGAGUCCUCUCUCCUUGAUCUCCAGGUUCUCUCCCAUCACGAUCGACAGCAUGACCAGCCUGGCGGGAGUCAACCUGACAGGGGCCUCCAGUGCCGGCUGGUGCAUCUUUGUGUACAACCUCUCCCCAGAGGCCGAUGAGAGUGUCCUGUGGCAGCUCUUUGGGCCUUUUGGAGCAGUCACCAACGUCAAAGUGAUCCGCGACUUCACCACCAACAAGUGCAAGGGCUUUGGCUUUGUCACCAUGACCAACUACGACGAAGCAGCCAUGGCCAUCGCCAGCCUCAAUGGCUACCGACUGGGCGACCGAAUUCUCCAGGUUUCCUUCAAGACCAGUAAGCAACACAAGGCAUGAGCGAGCGAGCGGGGCGAGAGAGAUGGCGGGAGGGGUGGGGUGGGGCGAGCGGCAAGGAUGCUGGAAAACAGCCCUCUUCCCCGACUCGCCACGAGAACGGAAAUGUUCAUUGACUCAAAUGUUGCAGAAUAUUUAAAACAAAACAAAAAAACCGCCAGACACCGUGAUCUUCUCUGGGAAGCAGGAGGCUUCUCCCGCUCCCCCUCCCCUGUGCCCGACAGCCCAGCAGGGAGCACGGACGUGGCAACAUGUCAAGCCACCUUUUGAAAACCGAUCCCUGCUCUUGGCAAUGUGCAGGGGAGACAUCCACUCAGAAUAGAACACCUCUCUGUUUGUGACCCUACUGCGCCCCCCCCCCCAACCCGGUCCCUUGUCCUAGGCUUUUCUAACAUACUUUACCCAAGUCAGAAGCUUUCCCCAAUCUUCCAUCCUUCCUUCCCUCUUUGAAUUCCGACCCCUUACAUUGUUCCUUUUGAUGGGCAGGUUUCCUGGCCCCGGGGGGACGAAAACCACUCUCUCCUGUAAGGUGUGAUAUAGAAACACUCCCGACCUCCCCCCCCCCCAAUAUUGCGGAUCAGCAAAUCCAAGAAUUGUCACGACUGCUUUUCUGAGCUAGCCUAGGGGGGAGGAGUUACAACAAUCCAGUUCACCACUUUUGUCCUUCUUGGAUGCAAAAAAAAAAAAAAAAUACACAAAAGUACAAAUGUGGUGGGUGGACAAUGCUCUCAUCUCAUCCCUUGGUCUAAAAUGUUAGCGAUAUUGUUUGUUAAUCCUACCACCUUGCCUGGCCCUUAAUUAGAAUGAUGUUGUAUUUGGGAAAUAAACCCAACCCCAUAUGUCCUGAACUGGGGUCCUUCCUGCCUUUCCCCAGAGAAGCCUCAUUCCCUAGGGGAAAAGCAAAGGCCCCAUAUAUAUUUUUUCUGCUCUGUUUUGUAAGUUUGCAUAUCAGGUUUGAUAAUUUGCUUACGUCCUGGAAUUAUUUGGGAUUAAAGUAAGAGCGUGGGACAUGGAGAUAAGCAAGCGAGAGAGGCCAGGGACCUGGCACAGUGUCCAAGAUUCCUAGUCGAUUAAUCAGGUUGUGUGGACUAGAUGGGUCAAGUUUCUUUUCGGGUCAAAAAUAUGGACUUGAAUCGGGUGGUGGUACAAUUUAAACCUGCUGUUUUGCCUCCUCUCCCAAAAUCAAGCCUUUCAUUCUUUCCUUCUUUCUUUAUAAAUUUUUAGGCGAAGAAUUUGUUAAGACCAAGCAUGGGGCCAUCUGAGAGAGAGGAGGGAGCCAACCCCCCACCCCCAAACUGUGUUAGCUGACUAUCCUGAUAAGCUAGAAAGUUUUUUUUUUAUUAAAGGGGGAGGUACAGGAGUGGGAAUGGGCUGGUGGGUGAGUUUUCCCUUUCUCUUUUUCAAUGUUAGAUCAAUCUAAUGACUGAAUGAAAAGGGGGAAAUGAUACAUUAAAAAGGCUGAAAUGGGAAACAAAACGAAAACAACAGCAAACGUUUAGAAAGAUUUUAAAAAAAUCUAUUUUUAUAAAAAAGGAAAAGAGACCUUGUUGGAAAUUUUUACUGGGAUUCUUGAACUUCACACACACACACACACACACAAAUUCAAAGGGAGAAAUGGAAAGCAAGUCACUAAGUGCUACUGCUCUACACACCCGUCAUUCAUUCCCAAUGGCCUUUCCAGACAAGUGAUGGGGAUGUCCGUAUUGUAUCAAAUUUCACAGAUACAGGUAGCUUGGAGACACACAAGAGUCUCCAUAUAAUGAACUGGGAUUUUGGCAUCAGCUUUGAUAUGGGAUUGAUUGAGUUGGGGGAUAGCCAUAGUUCUGAGCUGGGGCGGUUCCUUCCUGGAAGCUGAGCCUUCCCUUCCCUUUGCUAAUUCCACCCAGGUUUGCAAAACGACUUGGCGGUACAGCAGUUGGGGUUGAGCCUGGCUUUGUUGCAGGGAGGGUUUAAACGCCAGCGAAAGCAACUGAGCCCACCAGCACAACUGUGGCGGCUCACAGUGACUGAAGGCAUUUUUAAAAGCGUGAGAAUUAGAAAGGAAACUGAGUUCAGUUAGUGCCCUAUAGAGAGGUGCUGGGACCAGGAGAGAAAAAACAUGGCUUUUUCCAAAGGGUGGUGUCCCAACAGAUGCCAGCUGUUGCCAGUUGCAUAGCAGCAGUUUCACAAGCAUCCCAAACAGCACUAAGUAAGGCCCACGUGCUUUCUCCACACCAGAAGCAUGCUGGGAAGGUAGCUGCUUUUCUUGACCUAUUGUCUUUUUCCUGCCACACCCUCUCCCUUGUCCCCAUCCCCAGUUGCCUGGAAAGUCUUUGAGAGUCUUGUGCAGGAGCAGCACUUAGUGCCUAAGAUCCCAGCGGGUUUGGAUUGUUCUGUCCCUCCCUUAGCUGGGCAGAAGAAGCAGCAAAUUGCUUUCAGGAUUCUUUCCCCCCCUAGCCUUUUUUAUUUUAUUUUAAUACUUUUCUUGUCUUUGUGUGUCUUGUUAGGGGCUGGGGACAGGGCAGAAGGGGCUGCAGUCACCUUACGGCUUUUUGCAACAUCCCCACCAGACUUCUCUCUUACCCACCCAGCCCCUGCCAAAGGGACAAAAAGCCUAGGAAACAGUUUAUUUCUUUAAAAAACAACAUUGGUUUAGGCUGUGUGCUUAACACCAGCAUUAGUUUUACACACGUCCAUUUUCAGAGUUGUUUCCCCGCUAAGAUUUCUUUUGGCUUUUUCAUUGGAAAAGCCAUCGAGUGAAAUUUAAAAAAAGAAGCACCCCAAAACAGUUAGUGCUGCUAGAGUAUGGAAGCUGAUUUGUGCAGAUAGGUUUGGUUCUGCAGGAAAACCCUGCUGCUGCUGGUUGGGGAAAGAGGGGCUCUAUUCACCCACCUCUCAAUGCAUGCCUGAUAUCUACCCUUAGCAAAGAGACAACAUGGUCCUCAAUGGGGGCACGGUAGCAAGCAACUCCUCUAGCUGUCUCAGAUGUCACUGCCCACUGCUGGCGCGCCAAGGCUGUUAUGCAUGAUGCUGCAAAACAUCUUGGAAAGAAGAGAGUUAGAUCCGCAGAGGUCCGUGUACGACGCAAUGGACAUCAAUUACGGGAAAGUAGAUUAACAUUCAGUUUCCCAAAGGCAAGGCAGCUUGAUCCAAUUUGGGAGGCUCCUGGGCAGUCCAUUCAGUGUACUGCUAUAUUGAUGGGCUAAGUGCAGAGGCAAUCAGAAGAAGGAUCAUGAAGGAAAGGCAGGGACCCUCUUAUUUUGAGGAGCGUCUCUUGUUUGACACUGACUUCUAGUAGUAUCCCACAUCCAUAUACUGGAACUAGAGUCCACAGCUCCAACAGUCUUAAAAAUUAAAGGGUUCUCUUUAUGUUAAUUAUGGAUCCAGCUGUUUCAUGUAAGAGACCAAGGAUAAGUUGGGUAGGCGGGGAGUAGGGAAAACUGGCCCAAAGAAGGUCAUGCAGCUGGAGAAUCUGCAAAUGCUGCCCCCUAGGAGCCUGGCAUUGUACUUCAGAAGAGGGCAACAGAAGUGGAGACAGGCUGACUUGGGGCCUGGGGGGUGAGAUUGCCUGUCUUGGCAUUUUCUGAGGAAGGACUAGAUAGGGAGCAGCGAACACUUGCUAGGGAGGCACCAAUUCUUCUCCUUCCCCUACCAUUUGAGUGGACAUGAGGCAGAACAUCUGCCACUUGCCCUUUCCAGGCAGCUUAAUGCAACCAAAUAGGUCAGCUCUUUGACCGCCCCCCCUUGCUGUUGAAUGGAGAUCUCGGGGCUGUUUUGGCAAUGUCUUUGCUCUGCUUUGUCCAUGUGGCUUCCUAGAACAGCUGAGCGCAAGUCACACUUGGCCAGGGGAACGGGUUGUGGGGCGGAUGAGUCCAACAUGAUUCCUGGGGGUUGCUAUCCACCGGGGGGGGGGAUGGUGAUGCCACAAGUGAUGGCUGUGCCAUGCCUUCCUUUUCAAUAAGGGGCACAGUUUUCUGUUCCUCCUCCGCCUUCCUGGGUGGAGGCAUUGGCAAGACCCAACAGUCAAAGUGUCCAUCUGGGCAUUUGAUAACUCCGUGUUCAUUCUUUCUCUCGGCUCACUCAAGUCAGUUCUGUUUCCCACUCGCCCUCACUCCGAAUUAGCCACAUGCCCUGGCAGCUCUGAAACGGCACCACCUUUUCGCCCUCAGCCAUUCUGCUAGAUUUAGUGCCUGCUCUGCUGUGGCUAGUCCAUCCCCGAGAGAGAAUACGUCCCCACAAAGCCAAUCACCUCUG